This is a messenger RNA of Dalotia coriaria, 2850 nucleotides long. RefSeq lists its product as uncharacterized. Gene Ontology annotation, biological process: P granule organization; piRNA processing; spermatogenesis. Gene Ontology annotation, cellular component: P granule. The transcript is spliced from 12 exons. Lineage: Eukaryota; Metazoa; Arthropoda; Insecta; Coleoptera; Staphylinidae. The record is from RefSeq and is a predicted model, not a curated record. Gene Ontology annotation, molecular function: metal ion binding. Bases 437 to 2815 code for a protein of 792 amino acids.
AUAUUUGUUCAAGUUCUUAUAACCAUGGUCUCUAUAAAAAGUUCUCCCUCUCAGGGGGUGAUCCUUCACCAAAAAUAUUGUGCAGGUCUUAGAUUAUCCCGGGGCUGAGGACGGGUCGAGAGCAAUGGAUGCACCCGAAGCAGCGGGCAGUUAAGCAGAGCGUCGAGGGUGCUCUGUAAGAGCGACCUUUCAGUCUUAUGGAACAAUUCGUCGCCCAAAAAAUUAAAAAAACCGGCCAGUCGUCGCUCAACUACUGUUUGUUAAUAUCAAUAUUUACUCGUUUUAUAUCAAUGCAACACAAGAUCAUAUGAAAUAUGUACCAUGAACAGUCCACAGAGUGCAUAACAUAUAACCUAAAUGUCCACCACAAAUUAUACACUAAUUCCACCUGCUCUCUAAUCGUAGCCUCGAAUAUUUCUGUGCAGUUUUGUGGUGUAUGGUGUCGUUUGAUGGUAAAUCGAUUGAAAUCUGUCUCAAAAUGGAAGAAAGAUGUAAAUUGGAACUGAAAUCAUCAUAUCUAAAAUGUUUUGAUGAAGGAUCUACUACCACUAACCUAAUAAAUAAUAUUCUGGAAAAGCAUAAAAGUUUACUGGAUAAUAUUGAUUUUUACAACUCACAGCAAGACCUUUACAAACGAAAGGUUAUUCUUGAAUCAACCAAGUUAAAUUAUCAGUUAUUCAACAAGUUGUUUUCAAUAAAUGUGGAACUGGAGUCUUUUUGGAAGAGUUGCAUAGAGCAUUCACUUAAGACUAUUGCAGAUCAAGUUCUUAAUUUUGAAGCAUGUGGUGAUGCACUUUCCACCAGUUCUGAACCAAUACAUAGAUUCACAUCCUCUGUUACUACUGGUGACCCAAUCGAAUUUAAAUCUGAAUAUGCAUAUGACUAUAAAACAAUUUCCAAAGAAAAUAGUUUAAACCCAUUGGUGCCUAGUUUUAUUCCUAGUAAAAGCACAAUGAGCAUGUCAAUUUCAUCUUCAUCAAUCAAUAGUCAAGAUUGGCAUGAUGCACUUUCAAAUACAGACUUUGAUGUAGAUUUAUUGAAUGCAAAACAAAAAGAAAUAGGAGCUGAAUACAAUUCAUGCAAUUCAGGGUCCAGUUCAUCUAAAUUAAUUGAGACUGAAAUAAAACCCAAAGAUAAAUUUAAAAGAAAGUAUGAAAAGGAUAAGUGUGAGAUACUUAAUUCAGUAUCUCAUAACAAUUCACCAUAUAAGAAUUCUAAAGACCUCAGUGUGACCAAGGAGCCAUUAAAACAAAAUUGUGAAGAAAUCCCGGAGCAUGAUGGCCCAAAUAAUACCGAUUCAUGCUUUGUCAUGUACGUUCAAGACCCGUCUGAGUUCUACAUUACCCUUUUAGGCAGUGAUACAAUUAUAUUAAUUGGUGAGCUGUUAGCAGAGUAUGCAAAAACGAGUAGAGAAAAUUAUAAAAAUAAAUUUGACGCAAAACAAGGUAUUGGAAAUUAUUGCAUUGCCUAUUCAGAAGAGUUCAAGUCUUGGAACAGGGCACAUAUUUUAGACUGGAAAAUGACUGAGCCACAUACUGUCAAUGUUCAAUUUGUUGAUCACGGGGAGUAUGCAACUGUUCCAUACACAUGUUUGAUGCCUAUUCCUGCAAUGUUUUGUGAAAUACCCAAACAAGCAAUUUGCUGUUCUCUGCUAAAUGUCAUUCCUGAUAAUAAUUUCGGGAAAUGGAGCAAGAGCGCAAUUAAAUACUUUGAAGAUAUAUGUUUUAAUAAUGGCAAAUAUGUUGAAAUUCGAAUGAUUUCUGUGGCUAAAAAAUGUCAUCGAAUUGAAGUCGAUUUCUUAAAAGAUGGCGAAGAUAUUACCUGUGCUGAAAGUUUGGUUUUAGCUGGGCAUGCACGAUAUAUCACAGAAAACGAUCAAGAUAGAACAUCAAUGAAGUUUAUGGUGGAACAAAUACAAUAUGCACAAGGAUUGUCGGGAAUUUCCGCGCAAGACGACGUAUCGAAAGCCCUUGAUAAGUUUUGUGAUUCAAGGACGGAAACGUAUGACACGUUAGCCGACGCCAUGUUGGGAUACAACGCUCAGGACGAUCUAAGGCUGUGCAAGUUUACUCGUCCUGAUGGUACUUGUUUUAAGGGUGCCAAAUGCAAAUUAAAACAUGUAAUGCGAAGAAAGGGCGGAAUUACAGUGGACACUGAAGAAGUGCUUGUUGUACCCGAUAAUACAUUCAUGCCCGACGUGAACGAUGUGCUCUCUGUAUACAUUACACAUUUCAAAACACCUUCACUUCUUUUCGGACAAAUUAAACAUCCAUCCAAUCGAUAUGGCGGUGUUAUGGAGGAAAUGUUUAAAUGCAUGAACAAAAAACAAGUGAUUAAUUCACUGGUAAAAUUUGAUUAUCCACCUGCUGUCAGCGAGUUAGUAAUAGCGAAAAACUUUGAUGAACAGUGGUAUCGUGCCAUGGUGCUAGAGAAUAAUGCUCAUGAGUCCACACAGUUUACACUCGUGCACGUUUUCUUCAUUGAUUUUGGCAAUGUUGCCGACGUGUUGCUGUUGAACGUUAGAAAAAUGAUACCUGGAUUUGUUCUUCAUCCGUGUCAGGCAUUUCGAUUCAGUAUUAGUAAUAUAAGGUCGUUAAGUGAUUACGAUCCAGAGGAUUUUAAAGAGUUUACUUUGCGCCACCUGUAUACUUCAGUAAAUGUCAGAGUAAAAUAUGCGGGUGAUGACUUUAUCAGUGGUAUUAUCACGGAUGCUAAAGGGAACGAUUUAGGCGAUGAGUUAAUAAAUAAUUAUUUCGCUGAACCAUAUUCGAGGGACGUUUAUCCCAUGCAGUCAAGUAAUAUUUUAGUACAUUAGUUUUAUACACCUUAAAUAAAUUUUAUUCAAAAUAA